AUGGAGGAAGAGUUGAAAUGCCCCGUCUGCGGUUCUCUCUUCAAGGACCCCAUCCUGCUGCCGUGCUCCCACAACGUCUGCCUGGCGUGUGCCCGGAACAUCACGGUGCAGACGCCGGACGGAGAGACCCCGGUGCAGAGCCGCGCGUCCGGCAGCUCCGACUAUGACUACCUGGACAUGGACAAGAUGAGCCUGUACAGCGAGACGGACAGCGGCUACGGCUCCUACACGCCGUGUCAGCUCAAGUCUCCGAACGGGGUGCGGGUGUUCCCCCCGGCCCUCCCCCACCGACACUGCUCCCUCACCUGUCCGCUGUGCCACCGGAGCGUCUCCCUGGACGAGCGAGGUCUCCGGGGCUUCUCUCGGAACCGGCUGCUGGAGGCCAUCGUGGCUCGGUACCAGCAGAACCGCGCCUCCUCCUCCACUUCCUCCUCCUCCUCUUCCUCAUCUUCUUCUUCUUCUUCAUCAUCAUCCAAGGCGGUAAAGUGCCAGCUGUGCGACCGUAACCCGGUGGACGCGUCGGUGAUGUGCGAGCAGUGCGACGUGUAUUACUGCAACGCCUGCCAGCAGCGGUGCCACCCGUCCCGCGGUCCGCUCGCCAAGCACCGCCUGGUUCCACCGCCGAACCAGGCGGCCGGAGGAGCGGCCGGCGGCGGCGGAGGGAGCGGUGGUGGCGCCGGGGGAGGCAGCGGCGGCGGUCAGCAGCCGCCGGCCACCGCGCGUAAACCGGCGACCUGCGUGGAUCACGAGGCGGAAAACUUCAGCAUGUACUGCGGCAGCUGCAAGGCUCCGGUGUGUAUGAAGUGUCUGGAGGAGGGAAAACACGCCAAACACGACGUGAAGCCUAAAGUGUUGAUGUGGCAGCAGCACAAAUGCCAGCUCUCACAGGCUCUGAACGGCGUCUCAGACAAAGCUAAAGAUGCCAAGGAGUUCCUGGUUCAACUCAAGAACAUGCUUCAGCAGAUACAGGAGAACGGUGUGGAGUUCGAGGCCUGCCUCGUGGCUCAGUGUGACUCUCUGAUCGAGGCGCUGACCAGACAGAAAGCCAAGCUGCUCACCAAAGUCACCAAGGAGAAGGAGUACAAACUAAAGGUGGUGCGUGACCAGAUCACCCACUGCACCAUGAAGCUGCGUCAGACCACCGGCAUGAUGGAAUACUGUCUAGAAGUCCUGAAAGAGAACGAUCCCAGUGGUUUCCUCCAGCUCUCAGACGCCCUGAUCAAGCGGGUGACGUCGUCUCAGGACCAGUGGGUGAAAGGAGCCCUGGAGCCGAAGGUUGGCCCCGACUUCGACCUCACCCUCACCACCGACUCGCUGCUCCAGACCAUCCUGCAGCUGGACUUCUGCCAGGGCAAAGAUGUGCAGGAGAUUCCAUUAUUGAAACAAAUGCAGGCAGCAGACAGUGGUGAGGCUGAGAUGGAGGCAGAGAGCCCAGGAGUGGAGUCCGGACCCUCGGUGCCAGCAGCUCCUCUCCUGCAGCUGGAGAAGUGCUGCACCAGGAAUAACAGCGCCACCUUAGCGUGGAGGGUAACUGUGCCCACCGGCAGCCCCAUCGAGGGCUACAUCCUGGAGCUGGACGAUGGGAACGGAGGACAGUACAGGGAGGUAUAUGUGGGGAAGGAGACAGUGUGUACGGUGGAUGGACUCCAUUUCAACAGUUCCUACAAUGCCAGGGUGAAAGCCUACAAUGCCGUUGGCGUGGGACCGUACAGUAAGACAGUGGUGCUCAAGACCUCUGACGUGGCUUGGUUCACCUUUGACCCCACCUCAGCUCACCGAGACAUCGUUCUUACCAAUGAAAACCAGACAGUCACCUGUAACAGCUACGAUGACCGCGUGGUGCUGGGGACAGCUGCUUUCUCUAAGGGUAUUCACUAUUGGGAGGUCACCAUCGAUCGCUAUGACAACCACCCGGACCCUGCGUUUGGCGUGGCGAGGAUCAACACCAUGAAGGACAUGAUGCUGGGGAAAGACGACAAAGCCUGGGCCAUGUAUGUGGACAACAACCGCUCCUGGUUCAUGCACAACAACUCCCAUACCAACAGGGCGGAGGGAGGCAUCACUAAGGGCUCCACUGUGGGCGUGCUGCUGGAUCUGAUCAAACACACACUGACUUUCUACAUCAACAAGGAGCAGCACGGACCAACUGCCUUUGAGAACCUGGAUGGUGUCUUCGUGCCCGCUGUCAGCCUCAACAGAAACGUGCAGGUGACCUUACUGACGGGCCUGGAGGUGCCAAAGAAUAUCAAACAGUAA
Molecule: messenger RNA, 2256 nt
Organism: Stegastes partitus (bicolor damselfish)
Lineage: Eukaryota; Metazoa; Chordata; Actinopteri; Pomacentridae
Gene: trim67
Product: tripartite motif containing 67
Exons: 14
Coding region: 1-2256 (751 amino acids)
Cellular component (GO): cytoplasm
Molecular function (GO): zinc ion binding; protein binding
Source: RefSeq, a predicted model, not a curated record